This is a messenger RNA of Petromyzon marinus (sea lamprey), 1100 nucleotides long. The record is from RefSeq and is a predicted model, not a curated record. NCBI's taxonomy places the organism in Eukaryota, Metazoa, Chordata, Hyperoartia, Petromyzontiformes, Petromyzontidae.
GUCAUCUCCCCGCCCCUUUCCCGGCCACGCCCCCUCCCUUCACUGGGCCCCGCCCCGUAGCUAGGGGAUUUCCAAGCAGUCGCUUCAACGUCGCAGGCGACAGCAGCGUCACAGAGGAGAGGACACUGCGCUGAUACUUGACGAUGUCGUUCCACGCAUCGAUUCUCCGAGAUCUCGACCAGCAGAAGAGCUUCUGUGAUGGCGAUGUUCAGCUCACGCUGUCGCGGCUGGAGGACCUCACAGAGGGAAUGGAGCCGGGGACUCACACAGAGCUGCUGGUGGGAGUUCUCUGCUCUGUGAUGGAGGGAGUGAUGGAGGGGACAGCGAUUGGGACUCCACCGCAGCAGCGACUGGCGCUGAUCGAAGCGGCGCUGCGAGUUCUACUCACCCACUCGCUCACCAGUCACGAGCUCCGUGAGGAGUUGGCUCAAUGUGGUGGAGUGAAUUUCCUCGUCACUUUGCUCAGCUCACUGCAGCGCAACAACGAGGGUGUGUACGGAGUCUUCCGCUAUGGACUGGCGUUGCUCCAGUGCCUUGGGAGUCCAUCGCUUCGUCACCUCUGGGGUGGUGGUGGUGGUGGUGAGCGUGGUGGUGAGCGUGGUGGUGAGCGUGGUGGUGAGGAGCGUGGUGAGGAGCGUGGUGAGUUUGCUCUGGCACUGUUGCGGGACAUCGCUGAAAGUCAUCCGGACGAACGCAGCCGCAUUCAUGCUCACCAAGCGGUCGAAACGCUCACCAGCUCACCAGUUGCCAUGCCAAAGAUUUCGAAAAUCUCCAAAAGAACGCCAAUCAAGAUGGCCUCCCCCGUGGAGAUGUUUGAGAGGCUGCUGCAAGAUCUGCACAAGCAGGAAAGUGUAGGUGGUGAGCUCCGUCACCUCACCAGGAGUCGCCUCAACGAUCUGCAGAAGCUCAGCGCAGAGCCACUCACCACUCUGUCCAACGAACACGUAGCUGGAGUUCUCUUCGGCCUGCUCCAGGCUCUUUGGCCUCACCACUCAGCGAUGGUGAGCGGUGAGGACGGUGAUGAAGAGAUGGGAGACGUGGCACUGACGCUCACCAUCAUCCUCACCCUCACGCUCACCAACGCCUCACUCGGUGAGUGG